Drosophila willistoni is the source of this 2816-nucleotide messenger RNA. It is a transcript of the gene sty, whose product is annotated as protein sprouty. Bases 810 to 2801 code for a protein of 663 amino acids. Gene Ontology annotation, biological process: multicellular organism development; negative regulation of Ras protein signal transduction; negative regulation of MAP kinase activity. The transcript is spliced from 2 exons. The record is from RefSeq and is a predicted model, not a curated record. Gene Ontology annotation, cellular component: membrane; cytosol. NCBI's taxonomy places the organism in Eukaryota, Metazoa, Arthropoda, Insecta, Diptera, Drosophilidae.
UAAACACACACACACACACACACGCAUUCAAACACCUGAAUAUAUCUAUUAUAUUUAUACGUUUGUUGCGAUCGCGUAAACUCUCCCUUUCGGCCCCACUCCCCCCGCCUCGUAUCACGACGUAAAGUGCCAAAUCGCGCGACGACCUCAACUACCAACCCCCCCGCCCUAAAACGACGACAUCGCCGCCGCCUUCAACUACAACAAAAUAAUCCUCAACUAUAACUUACUGCUGCUGCUUCUUCUUCAACUACUCCAUUAAUAAUUGGAUACAACAACAUUUGUGGAUAUAUAUAAAUAUAUAUAUACAAAUACAUUAUAUACAAUAAUACAUAAAUAUCAACACUAGAUCAACUCUCGAAUCAAAGUAAUAUAUAUAUAUAUAUAUAUAUGUGGAUAUAUAUAUGUAUAUAUGCAACAACUUUCUGGAUUGCUUUUGAAAAUCAAUAAAGCAAUCAGAAUUGAUUUUGUCCUGCAACCUGCAUCAGCGACUGCAAAAGGAUGAAGGCACAUAAAGCUGAUACCGUUCGCAGAAAUUACCGAAGACAUUGAGGAGAGGAGAGGAUUACAGAGAAAAAAAAAACCUUAGAGAGAUAGAGAGAAGUAAAAGACACUUACACGUAGCAAAGAGUAAGUGGAGAAGCGAGUGAGAGUGAGAGAGAGAGAGCGAGCGAAAGAUAGAGAAGCAGCUGGAGCUGGGAUUGGGUUUUUUUUUUUUCUGUCGGUGUAUUACACCCAGAAACCCAGAAACCUAAACCAGCCAGGUGAAGGAGAAGAAAGGGCGAAAGAAUUGGUCACAACAACGCUACAUGGAUCGCAGAAAUGGCGGCGAUCCCUUGGCGCCACCCCGGCCCCCUAAGCUAUUACCGCGCGUGCAUCGACCAAGGGCGCCGGAGCCGACGUUAAGUGGGGAGCAACAGCAACAGCAACUAGCACAGAUACAGAUUAACAAUAAUCCGCAACAACAACAACAACAGCAGCAGCAGCAGCAGCAACAACAACAGCAACUUAGUAUUACCAACACGACACCAGCAGCAGCAACAGCCGCAACGACGACGACGACGACGGCGAAUAAUAAUACGAUAUCAAUCAUACCCGCAUCGGCCGAUUUUGACGAUUAUCAAAUCCAUCAUUUGACAUUUCUGCCUCAGCGACCAAGCAGUUUGAGUCGCAAUAGCAGUAACGCUUCCUCAUCGACAGCCACGGCGAAUAGUAGUUCAGCUGGUUCUGGUAUUGGUGGUAUCGGUGGCAUUGGUUCUGGAACGGGAUCAAGUUUUACACGUCGCCGACCGCCAGCGCCGACACCAUUGUUGGAUAAUCAUCAUCAAAGCAGCAUAAAUAAUAAUAAUAUAAACAACAACUUCCUUAGUCAUUUCCAAAGCGCUGAUCCAGUGUCAACACUGGGACAGCCGCCCGCCUCACCAGUCACACUGGCUCAACCGCGACCCGAAUCCGAAAGGCUAACCAAUGAGUAUGUGGACACGCCGCUACAACAUGCGACGCGUUCCCAGCACCCGGCCGGCCAGCAGGAUAAUGGUCAAACAACGACGCAUCAUCUAUUGCUCCUGCCACAGCGACAACAGCAUCAGCAUCAGCAUCAGCACCAGCAUCAACACCAGCAUCAGCACCAGCAUCAACACCAACACCAACAUCAUCAUCAUCAAUCCACGCAAUCCCAUGUCCGACUGGCAACGACGACCACGACGGCAACGUCAGCAGCAGCUGCUGGAACGACGCUGGCGACGACGCCGACGCUUGGUCAGGAUCAUACCGAUGGCUUAUUACAUUCGCACACCCAUACGCCUCAUCUAAAUGGUCAUGGCAAAGCCUCAACAACACCUGCCUCAAAGCUACCACCGGCUCCACCAAGAACUAUUGCCCAUGGAGGUGGAGGUGGAGGCAUAAGCGGAUUAGGUUUGGGUUUGGGUUUAGUUACAACAACAACAACAACAUCACAACCCAUCACACAACCCAUUACCAAACAACCCACACCCGCCUCGCAGAUAAGCAAAGAGCAUAUGCAUGCUCUGGAGGAGCUACUGCAACAGCCAUUGGCAGGCAGUCAGCUGGGUCAACUAGGUGGCGGAGGCAUCGGCGGCGGCGGCGGCUUAGGCGGCAUUAGUGGACCCAUUGUCUUGGGUGGCGAUCCCUCGCUCCUGAAUCCGAUUGUAUGUCCACGCUGCGGACGCUGUCGCUGCGAGCAGUGCCAAAGUCCUCGGCCCCUACCCCAGACCUGGGUAUGCAACAAGACCUGUCUCUGCAGUGCCGAAUCCAUUAUCGACUACGCCUCGUGUCUGUGCUGUGCCAAGGCUUUGUUCUAUCACUGUGCCCGGGACAAUGACAUGGACUGCGACGAUGGCACCGGCACACCGUGUGUGGACAAUCCCUGCUCGUGCGGUCCCUACAAGCGGACACAGCGCUGGGGCUGGCUGGGCGCCUUGUCCAUUGUGUUGCCCUGCCUGUGGUUCUAUUGGCCGAUGCGGGGAUGCAUGAAACUCUGCGAGAAAUGCUACGGCCGAUUCGCUGGACGAGGUUGCCGCUGCCAGAGCGGUGCCGGUGGCAUUGGUUCCACCAGCAGCAUGCUCCCCAUUGUCCCGCUAGGCGUCAAUGGGGCCAAUGGGGCAACGGUCAUCAAUGGUGCCAUUAGUGGCAUCAAUGGCAGCCAGAAUGGUGGAGGCGUCACCCUUAGUCAGAGCAAUGGCAAGGCCAUGGAUCAUGGCUGCAGUGCGGCCAGCCGUAUCCUACGCAAAGGUGAUCUGACUCCCGAGAAGCGACUCCUAGACUCCAGUCCGGAUUAUUAAGCAAAAAUCAAUCGA